UCCACAUGUAUUCUUCUUGCUAGGAUGACAUCUCUUCUGAUGCUAAUGAGCAAAAAUGGCUCUUGAAAGGUCUGGUACUAAACAAGGAAGUAAAAUUUACCAGGAGUGAGAAAAGACAAUGGAUCCAGACUUUUUAAAUGUGUUUACACAGCCUGCUGGACUUAAUCAAUUCCUAGCUGAAAAUGUCAUAGCUCAAGGUGAGAAGAAGAAAAUCAUAAAACCGACCUCAAACAACAAUCCCAAAUUGGAAGAAUUAAAACUGUUAUUGAUUGACUGGAUUAACACAACUCUGAAAGAGGAACACAUAGUAGUUAAAAGUCUGGAAGAAGAUCUGUAUGAUGGGCUGGUACUUCAUCAUCUUUUGGAAAACCUAGGAUCUCUCAAGUUGGAUGUUGACAAGAUUGCAUUAACAGAAAAAAAGCAGCGACAGAAACUCUCUGUGAUUCUGGAAGCUGUGGCUAAGUGUUUGCAACUGGAAGAAAGUCAGCUGAAAUGGAGUGUGGAAUCUAUCUUGGCAAAGGACUUACUGAGCACACUGCAUCUUCUGGUUGCAAUAGCAAAGCACUUCAAACCCAACCUGGCCAUGCCUCCAAAUGUUCAGGUGGAAACGAUCACCAUUGAGAACACCUCCAGAGGAUUAAAGACGGCAAAUGCGGUGGAAUAUAUCACAGAAAACAAGGAGAAUUCAGAAGCACAGUCAAAAGAUGAUGCCUUUGAUGAAUUAUUUAGCCGUGCUCCAGAUAAACUGGAUGCUGUAAAAAAGGUAUUUUUGCAAUUUGUCAACCAGCAUGUUGGAAAAUUAGGAUUAAAUGUGAAAGACAUCGAAUCUCAGUUUGCAGAUGGAGUUAUCUUACUGCUGUUAAUUGGACAACUGGAGGGUUACUUUCUGAAUUUAAGGGAUUUCUUCCUGACUCCAGCCAGCACCACGGAGAUGCUUCACAAUGUUAACCUUGCAUUGGACUUGCUGGCAGAUGGAGGUCUCCUGAAUUUUUCUGUGAACUCUGAAGAUAUUGUGAAUGGAGAUAUGAAGACUAUAAUGCGGAUUCUGUAUUGUUUGUAUUCCAAAUACAAGACCAAAGAAACAUGAAGAGCAAGGCCAAGAGCUCAAGAGCUUGGGCUUUUUUUUUUUCUGCCUUUUUUUUUUUUCCCCCCCUAGCAUGUCAGGGUCUGAUUUUUGGAUUCCCAGCUCUGUUUGCCACUGUUUGUGUGCAUGCACUUGUGUUCGGCACUUGCUGUAUUAACAUUGUAUAUGCAAGUAUGUAUUCAUGCAAGGUUGCACAUACACCGCCUGAAUAACUGUAAGCGUGUGUGUGUGUCCAGGGCCCGUGUACUGUGUAAUUCUGUGACUGUAGCUCUUGCUCCAGCCCUGUCUCUUGUUCUCUCUUAGCCCUCCUAAUGAUGCAAACAAGUGCAAUGUGUGUUUAUUCUGGACUGUGGAUUCUUUGCUUCUGGAGAUGAUUUUGGAAGCUGUUAUUGCAGCCUCCCCACUUUCCUGCUUCUGAUUCAUUCUGAAAACUAGAGAGGUGAAAGACCCACCACGGCAUCUCUGGGAAGAUUGCAGACACACUCGAAGCUCAAGUUCAAAACCUUCUUUACACAGGUGGCCAGCUGUUGUCACACAAGAGGAUGUGGACUGGGCACCAAAUGAAUAGGUAGUUGAAAUGAAAUCUGAACUUAUCAAGUGUUUGAUAAAAAUUUCACCAUUUGCCUGCUUGAAUAUGGAAAAGGGACCCAGAAUAACAUGCUGGCGUGAGACCGUGCAGUAACAGAGGCAUUUCCUGCACAGCUGUGGAAAGUUGCCCUUAUUUCCUUGCUAAGCUAAUGCCAAACUGUGGCCAGCUCCAGCCUGUUGCAGCCCUAACGUAAUGUCUGACUAGCGGGGACGCCGAUUCCUGCGUACAGCAGGUUAUACGAGUGACUAGGACAACCACGCUUUCUCUCCGGUAAGAGGUGGAUACGUGCUGGCUUCCUCUGCGGCUGGUAGAAGUAGAGGCCGUCACGGGCGGGAGUAGCGAAACUCUGAGCUUCUGCCACUUCUGACGGCAUACUCGUGCUGUGGGGACUCUCAAACGCCUCCGAGACUCUCUGAGGUGAAUUUGUCCGGUGACCGUCCCCAGGCAUCCCAGCAGCUCCCUCUGGGUGCCCAGGAGGCUAGCCGCAAUUUAUGUUAGCUGUCACCCUCGGUCUUUCUCGGGGGUUUUAAAUCAGAACUCCUUCAAAACCUCCCUAAACUCCCUUGACCUUAAAAUUAUGUCAUAUUUGUGUUGCAUAAGCUUGAGAUCUAAUUAAUAAAAAAAAAAAAGAUGUUUUGAUAUUA
This is a messenger RNA of Harpia harpyja (harpy eagle), 2317 nucleotides long. RefSeq names its product parvin gamma (gene PARVG). Gene Ontology annotation, biological process: substrate adhesion-dependent cell spreading; actin cytoskeleton organization; establishment or maintenance of cell polarity. NCBI's taxonomy places the organism in Eukaryota, Metazoa, Chordata, Aves, Accipitriformes, Accipitridae. The transcript has 13 exons. Gene Ontology annotation, cellular component: cytoplasm; actin cytoskeleton; focal adhesion. The record is from RefSeq and is a predicted model, not a curated record. The coding region runs from base 119 to 1087 and encodes 322 amino acids. Gene Ontology annotation, molecular function: actin binding.